AUGCACGUCAGGUCCCAAGUAAGACUCCCAACCCAAGAAUAUCAUGGUCAAUACGAAUCUGGGCAGCUCGCGAUGCACUUGGAAGGGACAGUGAUAUCAGAGGUUGACAAGCCAUCGGACGAACUGAAGACUAUGCUGCUUCUUAAUAGUCAAAAGUUGCGUUCCCAUCCGGCUAAUCAUACAAUCCAUGCCCUUGAAUACAUCACUUUUGACAAAUUUGUCUUCGUGGUGAUGCCUAGAUGGGAUAGUGCUAUCCGUCCGGAAUUCGCCAAUGUGUCUGAGCUCAUGCACUUUGCCAAAACAGUUCUCGAGACUUUUGAUUUUUUACACCGCAAUAAAAUUGUGCACUUAGAUUGUCUCCCUCAAAACAUUGGCAUGAAUGCGGUUAUGGCAUCUUCGGAAACGAGUCGAAGAACAGGACUAAGGGAUCCAAAGGAAGUUCGAUAUGCCCUAUUCGAUUUUGGCGGCUCUGUAUCCUUUCCUGAGGAUACUGUCAUUGAACAAGCGCGGAUGUCACGGCGAGACCUUAACUUUGACCUACAUGGUGUUCCGUCCGAAAGUGUCUCAUACCCAUACAAUCCAUUUCGAAUGGACAUCGCUUUCAUGGGCACAUGUCUUCAAACAUACCAUCUUGAAAACAAGAUUCCCGAGCUUGAACCUUUCUUUGACUCAUUGGUUAACGUGAAUCACCCCAACCAACUUUCGGCUAGCCAAGCCCUGGCUCGCUUUGCAAAGAUAUUCGAUGAUCUUGCUCCUCAAGUGGCUUGCGCUCCUCUUGACGCCUUCAUCUGGGAAGACGGUAUGUCAUCAGACGCCAAACUUAUGCUCAAAAUUAACUGGCAUUUCUCGUCCAGGAGUAGUUCAGAAAAGAUCUGCUAUCGCAUCUAUACUAUCACAAUUCUUCGUGAACUUGAAACCUCGCACAUGCCGACGUGA
This is a messenger RNA of Psilocybe cubensis, 936 nucleotides long. RefSeq lists its product as uncharacterized. The record is from RefSeq and is a predicted model, not a curated record. Bases 1 to 936 code for a protein of 311 amino acids. The transcript is spliced from 6 exons. Lineage: Eukaryota; Fungi; Basidiomycota; Agaricomycetes; Agaricales; Agrocybaceae.